Molecule: messenger RNA, 2039 nt
Organism: Paramecium octaurelia
Lineage: Eukaryota; Ciliophora; Oligohymenophorea; Peniculida; Parameciidae
Source: the annotation of a GenBank genome assembly
AUGUUCUAAAAUUCCACUUAUUUACCUCAAUAUCUUCAUUCUUAAGGUCCUCAUAGAUGUAAAUUUGAGUUUUUAUAUAGAAACUUAAAGCAUUAUGGGUCGAGGUGGAAUUGAAAAAAGAAAAGCUAUUGACCAUUAUUCUUAUGCUAUUGACUAAGAAAUAGGAAAGGGAUUCAGUAGUAGAGUGUAUAAAGGUAGAGACGAAAGAACUUUAGAGAAUGUUGCUGUUAAAGUAAGAAAAUAUUUUUGUUUAGGUGAUUGACAUGAAGAAGUUGAAGCAAACAUUACAUAAACAAUUGCUUAAAAAUGAAAUCAAUGCAUUGAGAUCGUUCAAUCACUAGAGCAUUCUCAAGCUCAUUGAUGUAUGUUAAACCUCAAAUAACACUUAUAUAAUCACUGAAUUUUGCGAUUCGGUAUAAUCAUGAUUUAUGAAGGGAGAUCUAGAUAAAUACUUAAGAAAAAAUUUAAAAAUAAAAGAACCAGAAGCAAUUAGGAUAUUAUAAGCAUUAGUUAAUGCAAUAAAUGAAAUAAACUUAAAAGGAUUUAUUCAUAGAGAUAUUAAACCAGCAAAUAUCCUGUUAAAAGGAAAUGAUCCCAAACUAGCAGAUUUUGGAUUUGCUGUUCCUAUAUGGUAGGCAAAAAUUUAACAGAAAAACAUCAACGUGGGUACUCCCCUAUAUAUGUCUCCAUAAGCCUUGAAACAUUAAGACUAUUCUGAAAAAGGGGAUGUUUGGGCUGUUGGAAUCGUAUAUUUUGAGAUGCUUUUUGGUAAAACCUUAUUAAAUUUAGUUAGGUAGAACACCUUUUAAUGCUUAAUCAGAAGCAGCCCUACUAUCUAAUAUUCUUAAUAAAUCUUUAAUUAUACCUUAAACACCAUCUGUUUCUGAGCUAUCAAAAGAUUUUAUUAAAAAAUGCUUGUAAAUUGAUGAUCAUGAGCGAUUCAAUGUUAAAGCUAUGUAUGAGCAUUAAAUUAUUUAAUCAAAAAAUUUUUAUUGUUAUUUGCAAGAUGAUUGUUUCUCACAAUUAAAGAAAGUCAAUACACUGAUUAACAAUUCUUAAGUAAAGAAGAGCAAAAGAAGUUUAACUCAAAAUUUAAAAAGAAAUUGCAAUUAGGAUUUAGGUAAUCUUGAAAAUGAUGCAAAUUAAAUGAAUAAACAAUGUUAUGCCUAAUUAGAUGUUCCUUAAAGGUCAUCAAGUUAAUAUUAAUUUUAACUACCACAACAUAAUAUAAAACAUCCAUUGAAUAUUUAAGUUGAAAAUACUAAUAGCAUUAAUUUGUAGUAAACGUUCUCUCACUAAGAGAGUGAUGGAUAUAAAACUAAUAAUCAAAUUCUUAUAUUUCAGAUAAACUAUUGUCGAUACUUAUUUAAGUUUUCCUAAUAUUUAAUCAAUUCUUAAGUUGUUUAAACUGAAUUCAAAAAUAAGAUCCUAUUUGUAUUAGGAAAAUGUAUUGCUGUUAAAAUCAGCCAAUUAUCUAAAAUUUUGGAUAAAGAAAAUAAGGGAGAUAAUCAAUGUUAACUUUAUGAUUAUGAUAAGUACAAGCAAAGCUAAUCAUUUAAUGGAAUUUGUUUAGCAGUUUCUGAAUAUUAAAUUAAGUAUAUCAACCAUUUCUAGAAAAUCUUGAAAUUAGCAUUAAAAAAUAGUAAAUCUAAUACUCAUAAUAAGAUUUUUAGAAUGAUCCAAUUAUUGGUAACCUUUGCAAUAAUUACUUAUAUGAGAAUAAUACUGUUUAUGAGUUAGUAUUGCAUUAUUUGAAUUUAAGCCUCAUUAAGUUAACCUAGAAUUUAAAUCAAACAACAGCAGACAGAUUUUCUGAUAAGACAAAUGCUGAAGUAAGUAUUCAUUAGUUUUAGUCAUAAUAAUUAUUGUUUAUUUUAGAAGGAUUGAAAAAUUGUAAGGAGUUAACCAUGAUAAUCUGGAAAUGUUAAUAUGAUUUAAUCACUUUCUAAAAGGGUUAUUAAAUUGAUAGAAUAAUAGCAUAAAUACCAGGGCAAGUAAAUCAUAAUUAAUCUGAGAAUAAAAUGCAAAAUUACUCUUGA